GAAAACACUUGUCCAGUUGUCCAGCCAAUCACACACUGAUUACCAAAGGAGGUCCAGCUGCUGCUCAGGUGAAACAAGAUGUUUCAACCUUCUCUGAACUCUCAAACUCACAGUCACAGGUGUAUUUGUCGCUGCCGAAAGGUUUCCAGAUGCAUCUCUCCUUUCUUCUGCUGUGCCUGGCUUUGGGAGGUUGGGUAAAUUGUGCUGCUGGAAAUGAAUGGUGCUACACUGGCUGUGAGCACACCCCAGCCCAUUGGGGAAGCAUCUCGGGUUCUCACUGUGAAGGAGACAGGCAGUCUCCUAUUGAUAUAGUCACCAGCAGUGUUGAGACUGACCACGACCUACUUGACUUUACCUUCAUCAAUUUCACUUCACGGAAUGUCAUCAAGUCCAUCAUAAACAAUGGACAUACAGCGAAAUGCAUACUGGCGGAAAAUGAAGUUGAAGUGAGUGGUGGUGGACUCAAUGGAACAUAUUCUGCAAUUCAGUUUCACUUUCACUGGGGCGAUACAGAGCAUCAUCCAGGUUCGGAGCACACGAUUGAUGGGCACAGAUAUCCGAUGGAGAUGCACAUAGUCAGUCUGAAGAAAGGUCUUACUGUGCAGCAGGCCACCGAGGAUUCAGCUGGGAUUGCUGUUCUUGGGUUUUUCAUAAAUGGAACAGAAGAUGGGAUGUCAGAACCAUGGGAGACGCUAACAACUUACCUCACAGACAACAAAGAUACUGAGGUUGAUAUGAAUGCUACGAUCUCUAUUGAUGACCUCAUUGGGAAUGUAAAUCUCACCAAAUUCUUCCGAUACAUGGGCUCCCUGACCACCCCCAACUGUAACGAAGCAGUCGUGUGGACAGUCUUUCAAGAGCCAAUCAACAUCAACAAAGAUCUGAUUCAGCAGUUUCCUGGAAAGACGGGACUUAUCAAUGUUUAUCGGCCUACACAAGAUCUUAAUGAUCGACAAGUGUAUGCUUCUCCUGCAACUGAUCUACCUCCCAGUCAUUGGUGCUAUGAUGAUCACUGUGAUUAUGGUCCUUCUAAAUGGAACCUUCUGCCUCAGUCCCAGUGUGAUAAACAACAUCAGUCACCCAUCAACAUUGAUACAAACAAUGUUGUGAUGGAUGAGCAUCUUGAUGACUUUACCUUUGAGAAAUUUGACGACAAACAUGCCAUCAGAUACAUCACAAACACAGGACACACAGUGAAGUGUGUACUGAAAGAAGGUGUGGUGGAGAUCUCAGGCGGAGGUUUGGAGCAUGUGUACUCCACCUUGCAGUUCCACUUCCAUUGGGGCUCCACAUCAGAUAACUCUGAGGGCUCAGAGCACACGGUGGACUCACACAGAUAUCCAAUGGAGAUGCACAUAGUGAACAAGAGGAAGGAUUUAACUCUGGAUGAGGCAGUGAAGCAUCCUGAUGGCCUCGCAGUGCUUGGAUUUUUUAUUGAGGCUGCAGAUAUGACCAAAAGCAACAGUGGUUCAGAGUCUCCUGAGACGAACCCCACAUCAAAUCCCACGUCUGAUGUGGAUGUCUGGAAAAAACUGACCAACUACCUUUCAUCUAUUCAAAACAUCAGCUCAGAAAUUGAAGUUACAGAGGAGAUCUCCAUCGAUGACCUAAUUGGUGAUGUAAACCGAGCCGCAUAUUACCGCUACAAAGGGUCCUUAACCACCCCUUCAUGUAACGAAGCAGUGGUUUGGACAGUCUUUAAAGAGUCUAUCAAGGUGGACAAAAACAUGAUUAUGAUGUUCCCGACUCAGACAGGAUAUCAUGACGUGUUUCGGCCUGCACAGCCUGUGAAUAGCAGGACAAUCUACACUACCGCAUCAGCAUCCAGCGCUCCUGCUCCCAUCCUACUGCCUCUGCUGCUGGCAUUUCUCUGUGCCUUUUUCACACAAUCGCAUUUGUAAGAAGGUCUCCUACCUGGAACUAUUGUAAAAAGUAUAUUGCACUAAUUACCUGUCUUGCACUGUUCAAAUCAUCAUUCCAAGUAAUAAGUACUUGGAAUGCUUUGUCUUUCAGUGAUGAUCUUUAUUGACAUGGCCUACAGCGUUACAAAACCACUAUACUGUAUAAUCUCAUAAUCCAGAUAAGAAUAGGCUGGCUUAUUAAAUACUAUACUACUAUUAAGUACUAUCAUGUUGGACCGAGCUGACCGACCUGGGUAUAGUUGGAAUUUUUGUUAGGAUGUUCUUUUGACUAAUCGGAUUACUGCACACAGAUAUCACCUCUGGAUUUGUAGUGUGGGUGCUACUUGAUCUAAUGGUAUGCCUGUUUGUUUUAUCAAAACAUGUAAAGUAUGAUAUAAAAUGAAAUGAAUGCGCCACCAAUUACAGUUGUUGACCACAAAUAAGGAGGAAAUAAAAAAGAAAAUAAUUUAUUAUUGCAGUGUGCUCCUGUGAAUGUUCUUGUGCUUUUGAAUGAGAAUUGUGUUGUUGUAGUCACUUAAAACAAAUUAAACAUUGUAUUGGUACUGUU
Molecule: messenger RNA, 2469 nt
Organism: Scatophagus argus
Lineage: Eukaryota; Metazoa; Chordata; Actinopteri; Scatophagidae
Product: carbonic anhydrase 4-like
Exons: 17
Coding region: 150-1901 (583 amino acids)
Cellular component (GO): plasma membrane
Molecular function (GO): zinc ion binding; carbonate dehydratase activity
Source: RefSeq, a predicted model, not a curated record